UGAGUGGACACGACACGGUGCAAUAGGUGUGCAGAGGGUGGACAAGAAUGUGGGGAGCAAAUGAGAGGAUAACAUGGAAAAAUGGUCUGGGGUGGACUACAACCCAUCUCAACCAGGUGAACAGAUCAACCAGUGCUGGAGUGAUGACUGACCAUGCAGCACUUUGGAACAAAUGAGUGAAGUUUACGCAUGCAGAAGAUGCAAGAAGUUGCACAUUUAAUUUGAUUACCUUUGAGUACUAAAAUAUGCUGCAAAGGGUUUUAUCUACAAUGGGUUCUUAAAAUUGCUGCAAGACAAUCGCUUUCAACAAUUUUGCUGACAGGAUCUCUUGGUGGGAGUCAGUGAGUGGGGGCCGGCAUGUGGCCCCCUGAUCUAGGGCCUCCAGAUGUGCAGCUGACUCUUCCUGGUUUCGGGAGUGUGUUUGAGGAUGCUGAGGAUCUUCAGGCACCGCUGUCUUCUGGUGGCUUCUGCCAGCCGUCAAUCCAUUCAGGAGGCCUCUGCUGUCUUCCCAGGACCUCGCUGCCACUCUCCUCGCUUGGGCGUGACCUCACCUCCCUACUUAGCUGUAAGACAGCCGGAUCCCACAUAGAAAAGACCAUGGAGGACUUUGCCACUACAGCUCACACAGACACCCAAAACAGCACCCCAAGGUUCAGCUGCUAUCCUCAACCUUCCCUCCCAAUUUCCUACAUGCUCAAUAGCAGUGCCACAUCUUCAUCUAUUGCCUCACCACCUUCCUCUCUUUCCUCUGCCUCUUCAUCUCUACUUUUUGCCUCUUGCCUGCCUCUUACUGAUGCUAACAUCAAAUUGUUGCAACAACAAAAGCCACAGGAGGAGUAUUGCUCUAUAAAACAAGAACCUGCAGAAGAUUUCUUGCCAUGUAAGAGAGAGCCGUUUCAAAUGAACAACAAGCAGGGAGAGCUGUUCAAUUUAAGUCAGGCCCUUCAAGGAUACAGUUACCAGGACAGCACCCAGUCCCCUCUUCAGUCCCCCAUGAUUAACGGACCCGUGGGACAGGACCCCACGCUGGACCAGCAGGAGCAGCCGUGUCAUUGGAUUGACUGCAGUGCCACUUACAGCAGCCAAGAGGAGCUGGUGAGGCACAUCGAGAAGGUGCACAUCGAUCAGAGAAAAGGGGAGGAGUUUGCAUGUUUCUGGACUGGCUGUGUGAGACGCCACAAACCAUUCAACGCGCGCUACAAGCUGCUCAUCCACAUGAGGGUCCAUUCUGGAGAAAAACCCAACAAAUGCAUGUUUGAGGGCUGCUCCAAGGCGUUUUCCCGUCUGGAGAACCUCAAGAUCCACCUGAGGAGCCACACAGGAGAGAAACCCUACAUCUGCCAGCACCCUGGCUGCCUCAAGGCUUUCAGCAACUCCAGCGACCGUGCUAAACACCAGCGCACACACCUAGACACGAAGCCAUAUGCCUGUCAGAUACCGGGAUGCACCAAGCGCUACACUGACCCCAGCUCGUUACGAAAGCACGUCAAAGCUCAUUCAGCCAAAGGCCUUCAGGAAAAGGAGGUCAAGGUUCAGGUGCGUACGAUGCUGGAAUCUGAUAUCUUAAGUGACUGUCUGGCGCGGCAGCAUCUCCACAGCUCUGCCUCUUCCCACCAAGAAAACAGCUCACCUUUACCAGCUUUAGAUGACUUCACAGGUGUGUACAGAAACAGCAGCACUGCCCACAGUAGGGGGAAUUCAGAGUUUCUGCCUCCAUCAGCAGGCUCAAGGUAUCCAGGCCUGGAGGGAAACUUUGAUGCUAAUAGCCCAAUAUCUUCAGUAACAAGCCCAGGGAGCAUGAGCGAGGGGAACAGACCAACAUCCUUGUUUGUGUCUGCUGAUGUGAUCCCAGUGAGUCCCUGCUCAGACAGAGUGGACGUCCGGCUGCAGGGCUUACAGAAAACCUACAACCACCAACAGCAAGUGUUCUCACAGCAACAAGGCUGUCUGUAUGGAGAAGGAAAGAUGGCUCAACCACCCAGCAAUGGUGGUUUUGAACCUGCAAGUUACUUCACCAACCAGCCCACCUCCCACUCUGCAGGGUUUGACUUGCUGCAGGACCUGCAGGGUCAGGCCGGGGGCGGUUACUCCAUGUCUCCCUGCCCAGACGACAGCUUCCUCUUCCAGGCAGGUGGCGCCGACCGCUGCCUCAAUCAGAUCUACUCCAUCUACCUGGACUCAUGAUGGCCAUCCAGAAAGACGACUGACAAUCAUUCAGACCAACCCUAUGCUGUAUAUCUAAGGAUCGUUUUAUCAGCGUUGUUCUUCUUUUUGGCAUGAAAUGUCACACGUCAGUGGGAGUAUUAAUGGUACAGAAAUAACUAGAGGCUGAGAAACUGUGGAUCAGCACAAAUAUAAACAAAUGGCCAAAAGAGGAAGUCUGUUGAAAUCACCAAGGUACAGUACUGUGCAAAAGUCUUGAGCCACCUCAAUUUCCUUAAAUUUUGUUUGGAAAAUGGGAAAUAAGUGCAGCAAUUUGUUGAAAUGGAAAUACGGUCUAUAAGGUAAAAACAGUCUGUUCAAUUUUAACAAGCUUGGAAGUAAAUAUUUUGUAUGACCAUGCAGCCUGAACCCUCUUAGGCAAUCUUUCUUAUCUUUUCUUUAAGUAGUCUUCAGGAAUACAUUCAAAGCUCUUCUUUGGAUGUUGGCGUUUUGUUCUGUGCUCUGUUAAGAUGAUCCCACACUGCUUCAGUAUUGUUGAGGUCCGGGCUCUGGGGAUGCUGAUCCAUGAGUGUUCCAUUGUGUGUUUUUCUAUCCAGGUAUGCUUUUACUUCACUGGCAGUGUGUUUAGGAUCACUGUCAUUCUGAAACAUUAAGCCAUUGCCAAUCAGAUGCUUUCCAGAUGGUAUUGCAUGGUGGAUCAAAAUCUGAUGGUACUUCUCUAAGUUCAUAAUUCCAUCAGUUUUGACC
Molecule: messenger RNA, 2910 nt
Organism: Archocentrus centrarchus (flier cichlid)
Lineage: Eukaryota; Metazoa; Chordata; Actinopteri; Cichliformes; Cichlidae
Gene: glis1a
Product: GLIS family zinc finger 1a
Exons: 10
Coding region: 358-2184 (608 amino acids)
Biological process (GO): regulation of transcription by RNA polymerase II
Cellular component (GO): nucleus
Molecular function (GO): RNA polymerase II cis-regulatory region sequence-specific DNA binding; DNA-binding transcription factor activity, RNA polymerase II-specific
Source: RefSeq, a predicted model, not a curated record